Frankliniella occidentalis (western flower thrips) is the source of this 3603-nucleotide messenger RNA. RefSeq lists its product as uncharacterized. The record is from RefSeq and is a predicted model, not a curated record. The transcript is spliced from 5 exons. Lineage: Eukaryota; Metazoa; Arthropoda; Insecta; Thysanoptera; Thripidae. The coding region runs from base 498 to 1544 and encodes 348 amino acids.
CCGCCGCUCCAGCCGCGCAGGCAGUGCACCUCCUGCUGUCGUGCGGGUUGCCGCUUACCCCGGGGGCUGGGCCGAGCCGAGCCGCGAACGCGCAGCCUUGUUUUGUUUGUGUGACCCAGAGCGCGCGGGCUGGGGCGGGCGCGCGUGCGACCAUUUGCGUGUGUGCGUGUGUGUGCGUGCGUGGCUGUGUGUGAGAGAAAGACUACUGAUCUGAUGUGUGUGCUUCUGAGCGAAAAAGAGAGAGGUGUAUGAGAGUGUGAGUGAGCGACAGUGAACCAAAGUCCGACGAGGCCGGAAUACACUCGGUGCCUUGUGCGUGCGCACAGGCACGGGCGGGCCCCCCAGAAAUGGGAGUCCUCAGUUUCCGUUACCCUGGAUCGUCAGGUGCAUGGCGGCUCCCGCAGCGAGCAGUGGUGAGCCGACAGGCCGGCAGUGAAGUGAAGAGGAGCAGCACUCAGUGACCAACUCGACCAGAACUCUCCACCCCAGCCGCAGCCAUGCACUCCAUGGGGCUGCACUCGGCGCUCGCCAUCAAGCGGCAGCGCAAGCGACGCGACGAGCAGCGGAAGGCGCGAGAGCGCCGCUACUCGCAGCAGUCCAACGAGUCCGGGCUGGGCGAGAGCAACUCGAGCUUCGUGUCGCCGCGCUCCUCCGUGCGGGGCCGGCGCCGGCACCACAGCUCCAACGUGCCCGACUCCAUGGUCGAGAACAAGAUGAUGUCUUCGGUGGGCAUGCUCCACAUUGGCGUGGUCUUUCUGGUGCUGGGGGGCUUCCUGUUGGGGUCCGGGCUGCUGCCCGAUGACAUCACGUCGUGGAGCCAAUUCCACACGACCCUCUGGUGGAACGAGCUGACUAUCGCUGGCGGGUGCGCCAUCCUGCUCGGGGUCUUCCUGAUCGUGCUGAACCGUUACGUGGCGCAGCGUGAGGAGGACGACCUCACCGAGUACGUGCAGCGCCAGCUCACCCGCUCGCGCUCCGGGCACCGGCUGGUGCGUGACGUGGAGACGGGCGCGCUCACCAACAAGCACCACGCCCUGGCCCGCGCCGCGCGCACGCCCAGCGACAGCGACGAGGUGUUCACGGAGCGCGCCGACCGGGCCUCCGACAGCGCUGUGGACGCGAGCCUGUCGCCGCUGCAGAGCCCCACGAUGCGCUCGCCACCGCCGUCGGCCCACCACCACCUGCACUGCGACCUGGAGCAGAUCCUGGAGGAGGACGGCGUCAGCGACCGCAUGAGCCACGUCGGCGACCUCAUGGCUCCCAGCCCGGCGUCCGCCUUCAGCCCAGCCGGCAUCAGCCCCGGCUCGGGCCCUGCCUCGCCGUCCGAGACCCGCGAGCUGCUGCACCACGGAGGCUACCACGGCGCCCACCACGGAGUGCACCACGGGCGGCACGACAGCGGGCACGGCCGACACGACAGUGGGCAUGCGCGGCACGACAGUGGCCACGGCCAUCACGAAGGCGCUGGCCACCACGACAGCAACCACCAACCGCACAUACCCUAUGGACAUCAACAUCCCACCCACCACGUGGUGGCGAUCUGAGCGCGGAUGGCAGACACAGAGGCCUCCCUCCCCCCUGCCCUCCCCCUUCCUUACCGUGCACGGCCCCGCUGCCCCGCAUUGUGUGUAUUCUAAUUCCCUCGUCCUCUUCUCUUCCUAGCGCACGCCCUCCCCACACCCCUCCUGCGGCCUUACUAGGCCAGGAGGGGUGGGGGUAGAAGGCGAGGGGGCGCUUGUACCAACCAUCCUGUCGCGUGACUUUAUCGCUACUCUACGCGCGUGUGUGUGCGCGUGUCUCUUGAGAGCGUGUUGGUGCAUGUCUCUCUCUCUCUGUGUGUGUGUGUAUAUGUGUGUGUGCGUGUCUGUUGAGAGCGUGUUUUGUGUAUGUCGGUGUGUACUUUGCUCAACUUAUCUAGCAAAACUACUUCUCUUUUUUUUAGCCUUGGGGAGAUAGAAUCCACUCUGCCCAGAAGCAAUGAUGGUAGUUGGAUGAAGACGCGAAGUAAAGUGAAACGUGAUGGGUGAUUGAAUGAGCGAACUCAGGCUUCAGAGUUGUGAUUUAUUUAUAGUCCAUGAGUUUCGGAUUCUUAACAAAACUUUGCAUUUUUAACAACAGCAGAAUUGGUAAAGUAGGGCAUAUUUUUGCUCCACCUCGAAAUACAUUUUCUAAUUUAUCUAUGAUGAGCGCGAAAGAAAUGUCUUUUUUACAUCCCUCUUUAAUUAUUAUUGUUUUGAAAUUUAAAACUAUCUAUUCUCCAUUUUAUAGAUUUACAUGAUGCUGUUUUGUAUUGCACAUACUAUUAACAUAUUCUACUGAGGUACUGCUCUUAGCUUCAUGCAGGCACUUCAUGUACAAUGAAAUACAUAACAUUUGGUCCUCCCAUGGAUUCUUCUAUCGGUUUAUAGCUUAUAACGACUUCUGGAGCAUCUCUCAGCCAGAAGCCCCCUGAGCGAAUAGAGAUAUAUUUGGUCCUCAGACUCAGAUAAGAACAGGGGCAAAGCGGCGUUGCCAAAUCUCCCUUCAAGCUGUGAUAUCAAUGAUAUGUGUAAGUAAAUAAUACUCUUAGCUUUUUCUUGACGAGCCUGUCAAGGUGCUACCUUAGCUUCCAUGCCUUGCUUUUACUUUCUGCCUUUUUGUACUUGUCCAUGGGAAAAGAAAUAGAAUCAGAGUGGUAUGGGCCGAAGAAUUCCCCCGUGCGUUUUAUCUACAUUUUGGCCUAAAUAGUUGAAGAUAACUUCAUAAAAUUCAUUAAUUUCGCUCCUAACAAACGACCAAUAGCGUUUGCUUUCUCUUGUCCGUUUCUUGUGAUGUUAUUGCCUCUCUCCUCCAGUGCAACCCCAUUCCAUAUUCCAGCUCAUAGGCCGUAGGACGCGUCUUUGUCAAGGUUUCAAGUUACGACCAAGCGGAGAACUGGAUCUACCGGAUAAACGGUGCAUCAAAGGAUAAUAUAGGGCUGUUACUCUGAAUUGAGAAUAUAACUGCAUUGUGAUAUUUUUACACUUUUACUUCUACGCACCUAAUCAAACUACGCUAUUGUAUAAUAUUAAAUAUGUUGGGAAAGAAUUGUAUAUUAUUGCAUUCAAUCUCAGCCAGACAGAACGCGCACAUAAACCCAUCGCAUAUGUGGUUAUAGGAAUGUCAUGGGCAUCUCUUAGAUGUUAAAAUGCCAUAUUUUUUCCUUCUCUCACAUAUAAUAGGUUUUCAUGCACUUAUAAAUUAUUGAAUAUACACAUACUAGAUGCCUCAUCAUGUUCAUCUCUUUUUCGACUUUGUUUACAUGUUUUCAAUGAAGUACCCUUUAUGCCAUUCGUUUAAUCAAUUUGUAUGACUUUGUGUGUUUGCCCCUUCCUUCUUAAAUAAAUAUGAAUACGGUUUGGUUGUGCCGAAUGGUAUUUUUCCUUGACUUGGCGUGGAGCCAGAUAGGAAGGUACAUGUACGACUUGUCUGUUCUACCUCUUAUCGUCUCACAUCAUGUGUCCUGUUGUAUGCCAGUGUGUAUUGUGAAGGAGUUGAUUUCGGAUUUGCCGUGUGAUUUCCAGUAUUAUGAAGUCUGAUUUGUCGGUGAAGGAAUAAAUGAAAACGAAAAGAUUUGACGCCAAA